AUGUUUGGAUUUAAUGUGAAUAAACUGAAGCCUAAUCUUAAGAUGGCGGUACAUCGCAUUGGUAUUGUCAAGAAUAAAAAAGCAAACGCAGCACUAGUGAAAAGGCGACAAGUUGCACGGUUAUUAGGAGACGGUAAAGUAGAAAAAGCGCGAAUUGAAGUGGAAGGAAUUAUCCGUGAUGAUUUUACAAUGGAAGGCUAUGAGAUUCUGGAACUACUGUGUGAACUUCUGGCCGAGCGAGCGAACCUCGUCAAGACAGAUCCUGAAUGCCCGUAUGACAUGCGCGAGGCUGUAUGCACGCUUAUCUGGUCAGCAAGUCGCACGGAGAUUCCGGAGUUGACGGAAGUCAAGAAACAACUUACCAAAAAGUACGGACAGGAUUUUGAGGCGGCAGCUAUUCGCAAUGUGGACGGAUGCGUGAACGAGCGCGUGAUGCAGAAACUUAGUGUGCGACCACCGAGCGCGUUUCUCGUGGUCAACUACAUGAAAGAGAUUGCCAAAGAGUUCAAGAUCGACUGGAAGCCCGACGAAGCUCAAGUGACGGACCCGCUGGCUCCGAUUCCGGCACCGACAGGUACCACCGUCAUGAGUGCCAGCGUCUCUGGACCAGAUUUUGCUGCACUUUAUACAUCGAACUCUCUACCUAGUACUAGCCCGUCUUAUUUGCCUAAAGCUACUGGCCAUACUAGCAUGGAAGAUGCUGCUGCUCCGGCAUUGCUUCAGUCGUCCCUGUCAAGGCGGACAGUGGACGCCUACACGAAUCAGCCAAUGCACUAUUACUCUACAAGAUCGUCGCAGUCAGAUCCAUUCCAGCAGUACGAUGACGUUCACGCAGAAUCAACGGAACCGGCCCCAGCAGCAUUGCAACAACACGAAGUUCUUCCUCCUUUUGGCACUCCAGCUUUGUCAGCCGUAGUCCCACCAAGCAACGAAGACAUCCCAGAUUUUGACGAGCUCACAGUACGUUUUGAGCGACUUCGCAAGCGUCAAGAUCGUCAUGACGAGAACAAAGACUCGUUUACAUUCUAG
Molecule: messenger RNA, 1029 nt
Organism: Peronospora belbahrii
Lineage: Eukaryota; Oomycota; Peronosporomycetes; Peronosporales; Peronosporaceae
Source: the annotation of a GenBank genome assembly